Molecule: messenger RNA, 1204 nt
Organism: Rhodofomes roseus
Lineage: Eukaryota; Fungi; Basidiomycota; Agaricomycetes; Polyporales; Fomitopsidaceae
Exons: 8
Source: RefSeq, a predicted model, not a curated record
AACACACAGCAUGGGCGUUCUCGUCAGCGUCGUCAGCGCCGUCAUCCAGAUCGACGAACCGCCGCAUGCACUAGUGUUACACGAAGCGCCAGAGCAUCCGCAUCUCUGUUUGAACUCUGCUGUUCGGUCGGCGUGACGUCGAUGGAUGUCCGAGCCCUUGGUCGUCCUGCCAAAGUUUGGCGAACGAGCCGGCGAGAUGUUCGCGUCAGCAUGCAGAAAACGAAAAAUUCGGAACACAUAGGUUUCAUCGAAGCUGCCACUCGCGCGCGUUGCGCCAAUCUGAGACAAUCUCCCGAAGCUUCUGCAACGACCAACGGAGGCUGGCGAGUGCCGGGAGUCGUACGUGAAGCGUCAUACGACUAUGCAGGUCGGACAGCAAUACACCCAAGCAACUCACGAAGAGGACGUCCAUGCCUCGUCACAGCAAAUACCCGCUGCACGACAAUGCAUGCGGCCUGCGAUGACGCGGGCUCGUCGAUCAGAAAUCAAUAUAACACAUCCCGCAGACGUUGCGAGCGCUGGGACGUCCGGCGUAUAAAAGAGGUACGCUCUCUCCCAACGAUCCUCAGCUCAUUCUUUCCAUUCGAGCUCAACUCAAGUGAGGGUACUGGUUGCCCCGCUUUUUGCACGACUGCCGUUCUUUUUGUCACGCACGUCUUAACGAACCACAUUCACCAUGCGCUACUCAACCGUUUUCUCUGUCCUUGUCGCCGCUGCGACCGCGGCACCGGCUUUGGCACUGCCCAUCAGCCUCUGGUCCCGCGCAGCAGAUGAUGAGUCGCUGUACGAGCGCAGUCUGGCGGACGACUUCUGGGCUCGCGAUGUGAUGCCCAGGGGCCCUCCCCGCCCGCUGCCGCCAACGCCGCAGCCGAAGCCGAAGCCGCGCCCACUUCCCCCGCGCCCUCUCCCCAAGCCGCCUCGGAGUCUGAGCGACUCCGAGUUCGAGGAACGUGACUUUGACGAGGACUCCCUCUUUGAACAUUCGUUCGACGACGAGGACAUCUUCUGGACCCGCGAUGUGAUGCCCAGGGGUCCUCCCCGCCCGCUGCCACCAACGCCGCAGCCGAAGCCGAAGCCACGACCUCUUCCUCCCCGCCCGCUCCCCAAGCCGCCACGCAGCUUGGACGAGUUGGAGGAGCUGUUGGCUCGCGAGUUCGAGGAUGAGCUGUUUGCGAGGUCGAUGGAGAUCGACGAGUUGGAUUGA